Molecule: messenger RNA, 3353 nt
Organism: Hemibagrus wyckioides
Lineage: Eukaryota; Metazoa; Chordata; Actinopteri; Siluriformes; Bagridae
Gene: ube2j1
Product: ubiquitin-conjugating enzyme E2, J1
Exons: 8
Coding region: 359-1309 (316 amino acids)
Source: RefSeq, a predicted model, not a curated record
AAAUAAAGUUUUGGAAUUCAAAAUCGCUAAGUUUGUUCCUGCUUUCGGUUUUUCCGCGCCUGUUAGGAAGCGAAGCGGGGCAGAAUUUCAGUUUCUCACCGCGGAGGAGCCUCUGCCACGUCAGAUUCUACACACCAUCGGGGCAAACAAAGAACAAACAAAGGCAGCUCGGCUUUUAGGACUUACUAAAAACACGACACUGCAGCUAACAGGCUAAUUAGCAGGCAUACACAAGCUAUAGGUCGCAAGGAGGCCAAAGCUAGCAGGCUAACAGGAGAAGAAGCUAGCUGUCUGGUGUGAGUUUGGGAUAAACAAAACACGUCGUUUUUUAAUUUAUUUUUUAAUUUAUCGUGCCAAGAUGGAGGGGAAAUACAACCUUAAGAGCCCGGCGGUGAAGAGGCUGAUGAAGGAAGCGGCUGAACUGCGAGAGCCCACUGAGCACUAUCACGCCCAGCCUCUGGAGGAUAAUCUCUUUGAGUGGCACUUCUCAGUGCGCGGGCCUCCGGAUUCCGACUUCGAUGGGGGGAUCUACCACGGCCGCAUCGUUCUACCUCCCGAGUAUCCGAUGAAGCCUCCAAGCAUCAUCCUCCUCACUCCGAAUGGGAGAUUUGAAGUCGGGAAGAAGAUCUGCUUGAGCAUAUCUGGGCAUCAUCCCGAGACCUGGCAACCCUCCUGGAGCAUCCGGACAGCUUUAAUAGCGAUUAUAGGGUUCAUGCCCACAAAAGGAGAGGGGGCCAUAGGAUCACUGGAUUACACUCCGGAAGAAAGGAAAGCCCUGGCCAAGAAGUCUCAGGAUUUCUCUUGUGAGAUGUGUGGAUGCUCCAUGCGUACAGCUCUGCUGGCACUGAGUCCCAACAGUGAGCGCCAACCUGUGGACCCUCAGGCUCAGCAACUAGCACAGCAGAUUAGCUUUAAGGCUGAGUCCAGCACAUCAUCCGCCGCUAGCGGGAGUAAAGAGACGCCCAGCGUUAGCCAAACAGGCCAGCAGGAGACGAGCUCCAGCUCAGAGGCACUAGACAGCAAAGUGACGGCUCCGGCCGAACAGGCUGAACCGGCGUCCGAAUCCGCCACCCCUCCUGCAGCUCCCAGCUCUCGGUCCCUGAGCCCUCGACAACGGCGCGCUCAGAACCGGAACCAGAACCAGCCGCAACGCCGGCCCACUUACCCAGCAUUCCCUGCAGCAGCACAGCAAGAUGGCAGCCACACAGGAUCAGCUGUGCUCAUCGUGCUGCUCACGCUGGCUCUCGCUGCCCUCGUCUUUCGCAGGAUCUACCUGGCCCAGGACUACAAGUUUGACUACGAGCUCUGACCGGCAGAGUUUAGCUAACAAACUCCCACCAAGACUAAACCUAAAACUGCUGCCAACCUCCACCACCUUCCAGCUGCCACAAUGUCCUCAGUGAUGCCUGAUUGUGCUUAAUAGUGCAUACCAAAGGAGGAGGUCAGCACAUAGUGUACAUUAUUUUAAAAAGAAUCGCAUCUCGACUAUAUUUAGAAAAGAAAAUGACUGACUCGUGUUGGAAAUGCACACCUUCCAGGAUUUACGGUUUUCCUUGGAUUACAUUGGGAUACCCCCCCCCCCCCUUUAUGCUGAUAUGUUAGUUGAUUAGACUCUAUCUGUUGUAAGCCAUUUUAUUUGAAGCAAAUUUUUAUUUAUGAAGCCGGAUAAUUAUAAACGGUUUUUAGGAGCAUAAUGCAAAAAAUGUGGUAUUCACAAACAAACUCUAAUUGUAUAAAUUUAUGCAUAAGGAGACUAAUAUAAUUAAUUUAUAAAAAUCACCUAAGCAGCAAUGAGUUACCUUAGCAGACCUGUGUUACUGAAAUGUCUUUAAAUCUGUUUGGGAGUGUAUGAAAGUUAAGCAACUAUUUUACUUAAAAACUUCCUCUAAAAUGAUUUGAUUCUCAUACCUCAGAGAAAAUAUCCAGAGCUGAGAGUGAAUAGUAAAUAUAAAUGUAGCUAGGUAUUAGACUUGUUCUAUAUUGAUUUUUUUUUUUUUUCCCACCUCCUUGCUAUUUGCCAGUGAAGAAUUCACAUUGAACGCAUGAAUCAUCCUAAUAGAAAAAAAGCCCUGAGCAUUUCUACCAUUUCAGGUUUAAAAAGAAUUCGGGAGUACAUUGUUAUUAGCUGUGAAGAUGGGAACUUGCUGGCAAUGACGAUCACGACAACUCAGCUGGUCAUUUAUAUAGUAAUUCACAGUAAAGAGUACAACCCCACUUUCACGGUUCCAUUUAAUUUUUUGCUGGUUUAAAAAACCCCCCAAAGCUUACAUUUAUGGCUGAAAUGUUCUGGUGGUAUAAUGAUGUGAUAUUUUAAGUGUCUAAUGUGCACUAUAUCAUCAUACUAUUAUUAGACUUCACAUUCUUCAAUGUAUUGGGAAAUAUUCUCCAUUUUCACUUAGCUCAGCAGAAAGCAUGAGCACCUCACAAGCCCAGACAAGAGCAUGGAAGACCAGAGGGCAGGGCUUCCAGGUAACGUCUGUUAAUAUUAAUAUGCGAGUGUUGAAAAUGCAUCUCCAGAAUCAUUCGGGAUUACUAUACCUAUUGACCCAUCCAGUCUGACUGCUUUUAUGGUGUAGUUUUUGAUUGACAACUCCAAUGAUUUUUGCAUGUUGCGAUUGCAAAGCUGCUACACUAAACGUAAAAAGGUUUGCAGGGCUGGUGAUAUAAUACAUUUGGAGAAAACAUCGCUAGAUAUUAUCACUGGCAGUGUAAGCCAGUCACAUUGUACUAAUGAAUAUAAUAAUGGAAAUGAAACAAGAAGGGAAUUGUGUUCUCCAGCCAAAGCUUUCUGUUAUCAUUGCCAAGUUGAGAGAGCCAUACCCUCUGUUACAGGGUGCACACAACUUCUAGGAGAAAGAAAUGAUGACUUAUAAAAAAAAAACAAAAAAAAAAACGGGUGGUCAGCAAUAUUGCAUUCCUAUAGAUAGGGAUUUUUUUAAAAAAAAACUAUUAAUGCGGUUUAGAAAAACUAAUAUAUGUUAUUACAUAACGGACUUUUAAAGCUUUCUGAUGCAUGUGCUUUUGUUCAGGUAAAUAUAUUGUCAUGUUGAAUUGCGCCCCGUCUAACAUUCACUAAAGUUCACCAUGAGUGUACUAGAUUUAGACAAGCUCGUGCAGAACUCUUUAAAUAUGCUCUUAAACAACAAACAGCACACACACGGUUAGUGAGGGUUUAGCCAGGGCAAGUUCAGAAAGACCAUAUCGAUCCUUUUCACCCGUCAGUUUAUGUGCAGUGCUUUUAAAUGUGAAAAGUUUUAUGCUAGUGACCCUAGAAGUAAAAUGGCUCGGUUUUGUGUGCUGUAAAAGCUGUUAUAUGAUUUUUAACAAGAGGCUGAUUAAAAUUGGGAAAAUGA